UUGGGGUGUAGGAGUCGACAAUUUGUUUGCAUCUAUGCAUGUUUCGACUUUUUGUGCUGCCAUUAAGCCAUUUUAGAGGCAACUGAGUUCUGCACAUUAGACGCGUUACUUUGUGAUACCGAAAUAAUGUCUGACAAGAAAGCUUACCCUGUUGCAGGACAGCCACCAGCAGGUUAUGUACCAGCACCUCCACCUGGUACUUAUGGAGUGCCUGGAGCAGCUCCCUAUGGUGUUUUUCCAUCACAAGCCCAUUUGUAUGCUGCUGCAGCAGCUGCACAAGGGCCACCACCCACAUAUGACCAGUCUUUGGCACACCCUGCAGCAGUUAAUCAGCAGAUGUAUGCACAGAGUGCUGCAGCUGCACAGAUGUAUGCUCAAGGGUAUCCUGGCUACUUAGGGUAUCCGGCAUAUAGUCCCAUGCAGGCAUACUACCCAUCUCUUGCUGCAUAUUCAUAUCCAGGAAUGCAGCCAGCUCAGUUAAGGCCAACAAUAAUGGUGCCGAAUGGAUUUGAUGCUGGUGCUCGUUUUGAUGGCAUAGCUCAGCCUGUGCUACCUCCAGCACCACCUGGUGUGCCUGCUAAUGCUGCUCAACUUGCUGCCAUGGCUGGUCACAAUGUUGCCCUUUCUCAAAAGAAAGGCUCAUUUCUAGCUGGUGGAAGUGAAGGAGGUUAUACUUUUUGGUAGGACUAGCAACACAGAGCAGGUAGGCAAAAACAAAAAAAAGAAAUGGAGAGAGGAAUGAAAAAGUAAACAUUUCAAAAUGUGCAGGUGGAGAACCUUUGUUUCACACCAGCAUUAAUUAGUAAACAUUUUGUUGUCAAAACUUUCAUUUCAGUUGCACAGUAGUUUUGCCUGUCAAAUGAAGUCUAUGAUAAAUUUUUAUUUAAAUAUUUGCUGACUUCUGAUUUCUGUCUGAUGAUAAAAGUUGCUGAAUGAGAUAUGGGUGACAGUAGUGUGUUUGAUUACUGGAAAUAAUGUAAAAAAUGAAAGGUUUUUCAUGUAUGUACCUAAGCCAGAGGACAAAAAGAAAUUCUGACAAAUGGAUGAUUGAAAUUCUUAGAUUUAAUAAUCAUUCAUACAAUUUUUGAAAUGUUUUAAGUUAAUUUGUAGUUUAUGCAAUCAAAUUUUUGCAAAUUGGAGGUUGGCCUGGCACAUACUUGCAAAAAGGAAUUUGACAGUGUGGAUUGUUAGUUGUGGUGAUACGUAAGUUUGUAGGUCAUUUCUCUUGGUAUAAAUCACAUUAAUAAAGUGAACAAAAAUAUGUAAGCCCACAGUAGGAACAUGAAAAGGUGACUGAUAAGGAGUGAUAUUGUUCAUUAGUGUACAUUUUUUGUGAUGUAUACUAAGAUACAUUGAGGCCUACAGUGUGUCAGUUACAAACAUUUAGCUAAGUCAACAAAUUUCAUAUUCGGAAGGUGUGUGUGUGUGUGUGUGUGUGUGUGUGUGUGUGUGUGUGUGUGUGUGUGUGUGUGUGUGUGUGUGUGUGUAGGGGGAGAGAGAGAGAGAGAGAGAGAGAAUUUUAUUUCUGUAAGUUAACACAGUGUUCAGUUAAGACUGUAAAACUUCUUUGCUUAAUUAAACAGGUUGUUUAUAAAUGUGCAUGACAGUGCACAAGACUAAGCCCCAAAUUAAUGUGCUUUGUGUAUGUAAAAGAAUUGUUGUAUUUAGCCAGAAUGUUGCUAUGCUAUUUAGUAUAUACUACAUCUUAAUUGUAGUCUAUACUAGAAUUCAGCACCAAAUUUUUAUUUUCAUUUUUAUGCUGUUUGGUUUAUAUUAGUGUCUUCAUUGUAUAUGGUCACCCAAACAGCAUUUGCAACUUUGUCCAAAGUGUUUUAAUGUUUGGUGCUAAGUAAUCCUUUGUGUGUAAAAUUGAAUUUGCUGGGAGACAUUCAUGUAAGGAAGUCACAUAAAUUAAGUAUUGAAAAAGUUAUCCUUUUAACAUUUAUGUAUCCAUUAUGUCAAGUUUUGUACCCAUACAGCUUUAAUGAUUUUUACAGAAGAAAAAAUGAGUGUUGCUGUUAGAUGAUGCUUCAGCCCAUUAUUGCAAGUGUUUAACCCCAUAGACACUCACAGAAUCGGGUUUCUGUGGUAGGUGGUGUGAUGAGGAUUGCUCUUACAUUGUAACCUGAUGUUUGCAGCAGAAAGUUACGUGCCCAGGACCAGUUUCAUUUGUAACUACUAUGGGUGGAAUUGAAGUGGGCUACUGACAAAACCACUACAAUAAAUUCUUUUAUUGAAUGACCACAGUUUUAUAGUUCAGUAUAUCUUGAAGGAUAACUUAUUUGCCAGUGUUAAGACUUGCAUUCAACACAAUUUGAUCCUUGUGUACAGAACAGUAGUUGCCAUCACCCAUCUUUCCACAAAAGUUAAAUGUACCUUAAUGUUCCAUAUGAAUUGUAAAUUUCUAGUUUCUACAGUUCACUUAGUUCCCGUUUCGUGACCUGAUGUGUUCAUUACAAAAACAUUGAAGCAUUGAUAAGAGUAUAAACAGUAAUUUUUAAAAUGGCACUGUUAAUUGCGGUAUAUUUGGUACUGUACAUGCAGAUUUUUUGAAAACAGUUAUAAUGUUCAAAAUUAUGUUGGUUAUCACAAAGUAUUAAUUUUAUCCAGAAAAAGUUAAGCACCUGUGACAAAUGUAAGAAAAUUGCUUUUUGCUUCCAAAUUUGUGUAAUUCUUCAUUUUGUGCUAAAGUUCAAACAGAAAUUAAUCACACAUACUGUGCUCAGAAUUUGCAUGUGUUACAAAAUCAACUGAUCCUCUUAGGUACUCUCAAAUAUGGGUUUAGUACUUGAAACUGUGUAAAACAUAUAUUCUGCAAUAUUUUUAAAAAUGUGGAAAUUUUACUUCUUAACUUUGUUGUUGAAAAUUUCAUGUGUUGGGUGAUCGUAGUGUGCAUAAUUGCAGGCUUUAAAGCACUUGUUUAUUGUUGAGAACUACCUGAACUGUUCUGAUUGUUAAAGUCCUCACUGUGUGCUAAAAAUGAGAAACUGUGAUAUUACAAUUUUUGCCUUUAAAAACCUGUUACUGUUAAAUAAUUGGUCAUAAUUUGGGGCAUAGCAACAGCAUGAAUGUGCAGUUAUGAACAUUUGUAUCAAACUGAUAAAAAUUUGCAUUGUGGAAAGAGCUAAAGUUUUGUUUUCGAGGCUUUAGUAAUAUGUUGACUGUUGAAAGUGUUUUAAAGGAAAAGUCCAAAUUACUGUAUGAACUAAUUUUUGUUGAAAAGUGUAACUUCUUUCUUUGGAAACAUUUGCAGUUUUUGUCAAUGAUAGAAUAAUCGUUUAGUGAGUGAUUCAUACAGUAUAACAAAAUUAUUUUGUAGAACAAUGCUUGAAUAUUGUGAAGCAUUCCAUUGUACAUGCAGAUUUAUUAAAUCUGGAAUAUGCAGCAAUUAACACAGUUAGUACAAGUAUUUACUUUUUGUACAUUGUUUAUGCUUAUGACUUUUUAUUUACUAUGAAUUACUGAUUCCUGAAUAUUGCAGUGGAAAAUACAAAUGUGUGUUUGUAAUUGCUACUUGCAGCUUCAUGGGGUACAAAAUUUAAUAGACUUAAUAGCAGGUUUGACUAAAAUAUUAAUACUUGCAUUCAGUGAGCUCAAAAAUUUUGAAUCUAUUGGUAGAGAGAGACAGUAUUAGAUCAGAACAAGAGAUUUUAUUUCAGAAUGAAAAUUUUUCUGCGUUUACAAACUAAGUGGGUAUUGUGUGAAAAAAUAAGUGGUACGAUCACUUGUGGUGACUGGAGUGUUUCAAAGGAAUGGGAGAAAUGUGGCUCUUGACAUAACUGUGUUUUGUGUUUUAUUCCACCUUCUAGAGUAUGAUUGGGCUGCCCACGUGUUACGAAGUUUGUGAAACAAUCAAGGCAGCUAAUAUAUCUAAAUUCAAUGUUAGUGCUGUGAUAUUUUGAAAUUUUUGUGGACACUUGUUUUUAACACUAAAGUGUUAUUUUCAAUCUGGAUAAAGUUGUUGGACAAAAUUUUAGACUUUCAUAGUUUAUUCAAAGCUAUGAAUCAGCAGUUGAUAUAACAACUUAAUUGGUGUAACAAUGCGCGUGCGUACACACACACACACACACACACACACACACACACACACACACACACACACACACACACACACACACACACACUCUUUCAGGUAAUACAGUCAACUGUGAUCUUUUUAUAGUGAUGUGCUGAUAGAAAUGAAACAAACUACUGUAAUUCAAGGACUUACUCUUUAUUAUGAAAAAUGGAAACUGGUUUGGAAGUUAUUCAUGCUAUGGAAAAGUCAUUCACUGUUUUUUCAUAUUCACAAGUUAACUGCUUAUCCUCACAAAGGGCUUUGUCUGCUUCAAAAUAAGUCUUGUGGCUUUAAUAAGAUUCUGAAAUGGAAUAUGAGUAACUUUGAUGCACAGAUUUGCAGUUCUGAAAAUACACUUAAUAUAUUAAUAGGUAUUGAUGAGCUGGUGUUAAAUUCUUGUUAUCCUUUGACUGGAUGUUAUAUAAAUCAAGAAAAUUGUCAGUUAAAAAUUUUGUAUCUUAAGACUGAUAUCUUAAUUUCUUAAUGAGAGUAUCAUCAGCUUUAACUACUUCAGUCUUAAAUUCUAUUUUAUUGAACCUUGCAAGAAUCUUUUCAGUUUUAAUGUUGAGUACUGCAGAACAAAUAAUAUAUUUGUUUGGCAUUUCUAAAUAAUGUGGCUGAUACAAGAAAAAUAACUCAUAAGGAAAUUGCAAAAUCUGAAAGAUGUUUGUUUCGUUAUAAAUGUGAGUUUGGCAGAAGAUCAGUUGCUGUAUAUGCACGAUUCCUGGAUGUGACAUGUCUUGCUGGAUUAUCUUUGUCUCCUUGUAACAUUCUUGUCUACCACAUUCCAAAGCAAAUGACUCAAAUGUCAGGUCCAGUUUGUUGCUAUUACUGUUACCAUUGAUAUUACUUCAUAUGACAUUGUUUGUAAAUAAAUCCAUAUUAAAAAUAUCUUCAGUAUUUCAGUAUUACAUUUCAUUUAAGCUUUUACAGCUUAUUUAUUUUGAAAUUAUACAGUCAGCCCAUUGAAGUUUUUAACUCGGACUAUUAACCUCCAAGAUUUUUCCAAGUGUUGCAAAGUUUUAAAAUGGCCAUGUAUAUUUUACUUGCACAGAAAAGGUGGAUUUUUGUUCUCAAGUAAUUUAAAAGGUGAUCGGAUGGAAAGUAUGCUGUUAAUGUACAAAUUUAUUGGCGUUAUUGAACUUAAGUGCCAAACUGACACUGUUACAUUACUACUGAAAUAAAAGUACCUGGAUUUCUACAAAAGUGAUGUGUGUAGUUACAAGCCAGUGUUGUACACAGAGUUCAGGAGUCAUUUAUUCUUAAUCUGGCUUAUCACACUCUUUGGAGCACACCUGUGUGUGCGCCAUCUUUUGUGCACACAUUUUAAAUAUCUAAUAAUUAAGACAUUUUGCUAAGUAGUUUUGAAAUAUACAUGUGGUUACUCAUGUAUGUAAGAUAUUUCUACCUCGAACUGACCUGCACUGGCUGUAAAUGAAGAGGAAUAAUUUCCAGUUAAGCAAUAAAUUUCUAGAUAACAAAUUUUGAGAAAGUUAAUAAUCCUUCUUUCAGCAUGGGUAUAAUAUGUAUUAGUAUCUUUGUUACUGCUGUGAUAUACUCAUUAAGUGUGGAUGAACUCUUUUUAAAAAGAAAGAGAUGGUAUUUAAAGUGAUAAAAUGAAAUUUUAUAUCAAAGGUUGCUUAAAAGUUUGGUCACCUUUUGUUUAAGAGCUAGAAUGCCUUUUGUAGAUAAACAGAGGCUAUAUAUUCAUUAUUUUUCAAAAUCGAUAAAUAAAUGGACACUAGUAGUUUCAGUAAAAAUCUAUUGAAUUAGAAGGGGGGGGGGGGGUGUAUCUUUAUCAAAACACAAGCCAGCCAGCCUCCACUUGUUACAUAGUUGUUUUAAUAAUGGGUUGAAUUUGGGAUACCACAGUUUCAUCUAUACUUAUUUCACAGGCUCAUCAUUACAUAAAGCUGUCUUACAGCAAAGGAUUGUAUAAUUUAAUCAGAAAGACUUCCAGUAAUAACUCUGCGAUUGCGUAUAAUCUUCAAACAAGAGUAGCAUGUAGAUAAAGGUAAGUAAGUCAGUGAUGAAGGAAAACAGUUGGACUUGCAGAUCUUUAAUGUAGUUAGUGUACUAUUAGUAAAUUUUCUUUUGAGACCAGCAUGCUGGCAUACAGUGAAAAAAUUGUAACCUCUGGAAGUGUAGUUCACCACAGCUUAUUUCUCAGUGGAGCCAUGUUACUGUUUGGUAUCUCCAUUUGUUACAGUGUAAAUUAGGUACAGAUGUGCUUAUCGGUUCAAUUUCUUUACCCUCUUAAGGCAACAGUUAUAUGAAAAUGACAGGACACUUAUUGUAAAAUGCUGUAAGCACCACUGAAUAUAAGAAGUUACUUUGAUUUUGAAGUUGGAGAAACAAGUGCCUAGAGAGAAGAGCCAGCCUAUGGUGGUCUGGACAGUUUUUCAUUACUUUAAGCAUGUUAAUAUGUUGUCACAGAAGUGUGUAUCAUUAUUGUGGGGUGUUCUGCCAAUAAAGUUGGUUCUCCACUGUAACUGAAUGCAUACACUGUGCUGACACACAAAUCUCUCUCUCUCUCUCUCUCUCUCUCUCUCUCUCUCUCUCUCUCUUGUGUGUGUGUGUGUGUGUGUGUGUGUGUGUGUGUGUGUGUGUGUGUGUGUGUGUGUGUGUGUGUGUGUGUGUCUCCACCUUUCACCCCUGCACCAUUGAUGAUCUGUGACAGCAAAGAGAGAUUCUAAAUGAAACUAUGAAUCAUAUUGGAAAUGUAGCUUUAAUAAAUUAUAGGGGUAUUGUAAUGUAAUGACUUUGUCAGUGUUAAAAUUUGUAGACAAUUCGUGAGCAAGUGUCAACUGCAUUUUGUAAACUUACCAACUAAAUUAUUCCUGUUUUCAUUUUUAUUUUUAUAUUAUCUUGUUACUAGUUUUGUUACACUGUUUAAUUUAAGUAGUUAGUGAUGUACAAACAAUUGGCAAUGCAACAAAGCUGUAAAGAAUGGAAUGGUAAACUCUAAAGCCAAAAAUGUAACGGCAUUGAAUGGAUAUUACAACAGUUAAUAAAGAUAAAACAUUUUUA
Molecule: messenger RNA, 7087 nt
Organism: Schistocerca cancellata (South American locust)
Lineage: Eukaryota; Metazoa; Arthropoda; Insecta; Orthoptera; Acrididae
Product: DAZ-associated protein 2-like
Exons: 5
Coding region: 127-684 (185 amino acids)
Source: RefSeq, a predicted model, not a curated record